GCUCCGCCUACGCUCUCACAGCCACCUUGUAUGUUUUACUCUGUCACUGCCCCUCCGCCUCGCACCAGCCACUACUACAAUUACAGCUGCUGUAGACAGAGUAGUCUUGCCCGUCCGUUUCUCCGUCCUCUCCUAAACAAUCGACAUACGGCUUUAGGCUUGUGUAGAAGACAGUCUCGUCAAGUUAUUAUCCCAACUUCCAUCUAUAAACUCCGUUAGUCUGCUUGACUAUCGACAACACACAAGCCAUCAAAUAACUACUCCACUUGUCAACGUAAGGCGACUUUAGUUUUGAGAGGAACACUUGCGCCAUGUCGUUUGAAUAUUCCCGUGUCCUGAUGAGGCCUGUUACGGAGGCUCUCGUGGAAAAAAUAAGAAGUAUUGAUUCAACGGUAAAGUUGAAUUUAGAAAAACUUCAGAGUGAACAGAAUAGGCUGGCCGAAGCACUGAAGAAACGUAGAAUAAAUGUAGUAUAUCUUGCUGCUAGCAACAACUACCCGGAAGGUUGUUUCAUUGAGGAUUGUGCUGUAAUCAUAGGGGACACUGCUUUGAUAUGUCGCCCGGCUGAUCAAUCUCGACGAGGAGAGGUUGGAGUAAUUAGAAAAUCCCUAGAAAAAGAUUUUCAUUUAAAGGUCCAUGAUCUUAAGGACCCGAAUGCUCUACUGGACGGAGGGGAUGUUCUCUUCACUGGCAAAGAAAUAUUUGUUGGUGUUGGGCAGAACACAAAUGAAGCUGGAGCAAUAGCAGUGGCUCGCCUUUAUGAAGAUUAUUCUGUUAUCUCAAUAACUCUAACUAGUAAACUGCAUCUAAAGAAUAUGAUUUCAAUGGCUGGGACAGGAGUUAUUGUCAUUGGUAACAGUACUGAAUCAAAACACCUGUAUCAGCAAAUUAAAGAUCUCACCUCUAACACAUACUACAAAUUAGACUUGGACAGUGAUAUACCGGCCAAUGUGUUGUUUGCAAAUGGUGCAAUGAUCCAUCGUAGCCGAGACGAAAUGGGAACCACCAACUGCAGUAUCUUAGAUGAGAAGAUUGGGUAUGAGCGGGACGAGGUAGAACUGCGAGAAUUUGACAAGCUAAACCGUACCUUAAGUAGCCUGUGCCUGUUUAUCAACAGGACCAAGACUACCCGACAGAUCAUGUCGGAUAUCAAUGAUGAAGAUAUCAACAGCUAUUCUACGUUGACCAGAAAAGGCAAGGAUUAUUACAAAUAGUCUGCCAUUAAGCUGUCUCUUUCUUAUUGUUUUGUCAAUUUUCCUUUUUAAACUCCGAGUAAAAAUUUUUUGGUUGAGUGGAGACUAUAUUUUUUUUAAUUUUCCUUUUUUUAACUCCCCAUUUUGCUGCUCUAGCUUAAUUAUCAUCCAUAAAUUUAAGCUAAUUUGGAGACUUCAGUGACAAAUGCAAACACUUAAACACACUAAUGAUCAUAGUUACAA
Octopus sinensis (East Asian common octopus) is the source of this 1436-nucleotide messenger RNA. Its product is annotated as N(G),N(G)-dimethylarginine dimethylaminohydrolase 1. The transcript has 5 exons. Gene Ontology annotation, biological process: positive regulation of nitric oxide biosynthetic process; arginine metabolic process. Bases 312 to 1214 code for a protein of 300 amino acids. The record is from RefSeq and is a predicted model, not a curated record. NCBI's taxonomy places the organism in Eukaryota, Metazoa, Mollusca, Cephalopoda, Octopoda, Octopodidae. Gene Ontology annotation, molecular function: dimethylargininase activity; amino acid binding.